This is a messenger RNA of Sabethes cyaneus, 5268 nucleotides long. RefSeq lists its product as uncharacterized. Bases 1 to 5268 code for a protein of 1755 amino acids. Gene Ontology annotation, biological process: DNA integration. The transcript has a single exon. Gene Ontology annotation, molecular function: nucleic acid binding. Lineage: Eukaryota; Metazoa; Arthropoda; Insecta; Diptera; Culicidae. The record is from RefSeq and is a predicted model, not a curated record.
AUGCCUGCCGAGAAGAAAAUGAAAGCUAAAGAGUUGAAGCGGAAAAAUGUGGUAGAAGCGUUGAAGCACAUGGAUGAAUUUCUAGUGAAUUACGCUCCAGAUGAGCAUCAAUAUGAAGUGCCUCUACGACUCGAACGCUUAGAAAAGCUAAAUGAAGCGUUCGAGAUGAUCCAGUCGGAAUACGAACAGCUAGAUGAUAGCGAGCAGUUUUUAAUUGCGAACAUGGAAUGUCGAGCAAAAAUAGAAGAGCAGUAUUUUCGCAUCAAAGCCAGCCUGAUCUCAAAGAUGCCCCAGCCAGUCCCCGUUCCUGUUGCGCAAACGUCAGCUUCAGAACCCCAGCUCAUCCCGUCCGGUCUAGCAAAGGUGAAAUUGCCAACGAUAACGCUGCCAGAAUUUGAUGGAGAUUUCAACAAUUGGCUGACGUUCCACGAUACGUUCGUUUCGAUGAUUCAUGCCUCAACAGAAAUUUCUUGUGUGCAGAAGUUCCAUUAUCUCCGUGCGGCCUUGAAGGGAGAGGCUGCCAAUCUGAUCCAGUCUAUUACCAUUACUGCAGCAAAUUAUUCGGUGGCAUGGGAUACCCUUGUCAAGCUCUAUUCCAAUAAGGCAAUACUACGCAAGAAGCACAUUCGAGCGCUUUUGAAAUACCCGAAGAUCCUGAACAGUAACGUCGAUGCUCUGCAUAAAAUCGUGGACGACUUUCAACGUCAUGUAAAGGUGCUGCAGCAAUUAGGCGAACCCGUUGAACAUUUCAGUUCUAUACUGAUAGAGCUUUUGGAAGAUAAGCUGGAUGACGCAUCAUUGCAGGCAUGGGAGGAAUCAGUGUCAUCGGAGGAACAACCCACGUACACUAAGUUGAUUGAAUUUUUGCUAAAGAGAACCCGUGUACUAGAGAACAUUCUCAUCAACCGUCCCCAACACGCCAACCCCAAGUCCGGUGGCCAGCAUUUAGGAAAUAAGAAACCCUUCCAGUUCCGCGUGAACACCAAUGCCAUGACCGAAGCUGCUCCGAAGAUGUUCCCGCCCUGUCCCGCUUGUGAAAGAGACAAACAUCCCAUGGUUGAAUGUCCUGUUUUUAACGGAUUAGACGUAAAAGGCCGUCUUAAAGUGCUUACCGAUAAAAAACUGUGCAGCAACUGCUUUCGAAGUGACCAUUUUGCCCGUACCUGUCGGUCCAAAUACCGUUGCAGGCACUGCCAUAAACGACAUCAUUCCAUGAUUCAUCCCGGUCCUUUCCGGUCUGCAGAAAACGACCCCGUUGCUGAUCGUGCACCGCCUGGCGCUUUUCAAAUUGCUACCGCUGUUGCUACCCCGUUUUCACCCGAUCCAGUUCAGUUAAAUGCUGCUGCAAAGGAAACUAGCGGAAACGUUAUCCUGUCGACCGUUGUUCUUUUAAUAGUUGAUGCCUACGGUCAGGAGCAUAUAGCCCGAGCCCUGUUGGAUACUGGAUCGCAACCUAACGCGAUCAGUGAGCAUUUAUGCCAGCAAUUGCAUCUUCCUCGAAAAAUUGUUAACGUGCCCAUUGCAGGCGUGGAUGGUAUAACAACCAAUUCAAAAUAUCAAAUCCGCGCUGAAAUCCGUUCCCGAGUUACCGGGUUCAAGGGCAUUCUUGAUUUCUUGGUCCUACGAAAAGUGACCAGUGACACACCUCCCAGAUCGUACACUGUUUCACAAUGGAAAAUUCCCGAUGGAAUACAACUCGCCGAUCCCGAGUUCAAUGUUAGUCGUAGGAUCGAUCUGAUUAUUGGUGCCGGUGAUUUCUACACGCAACUGUUGGAAGGUCGGCUACGAUUGGCUACUAACAAAUCCCUGUUAGUUGAGUCUGUGUUUGGUUGGAUAGUAACAGGCAAGACCACAAUACCCGCUGAAGAAGCCCAGCAAGCACCAGUAACUUGUCAUGUGGCGACAGUUACAUCAGUCGAGAAACUGCUCGAGCGUUUUUGGGCUGUAGAAGAAGUCAGUAAAACAAAUUAUUCGAUCACCGAGCAAGAGUGCGAAGACCUUUUUUCUGCCACGACAACCCGAGAUGCUACCGGAAGAUACAUCGUUCGAUUACCGAAGCAGUCUAAAUUCGAACAGCUGAUUGGAGGUUCGAAGUUCAACGCAUUACGACGUUUCAAGUGGCUGGAGCAGAAAUUAGAAAAGGACGCUGAUCUUAAGCAACAUUAUUGUGAUUUCAUGGCAGAAUAUAUUUCCCUGGAGCAUAUGCGUGCCAUUCCCGAGGACCAUUUGGACGGUCCCGAAGCGUUCUAUCUCCCGCAUCACCCUGUAAUCAAAACUUCCAGUACCACCACUAAAGUGCGAGUGGUGUUUGAUGGUUCCGCGAGAUCUAAAUCCGGACAUUCGCUUAACGACGCCCUGCUUGUUGGCCCGGUAGUGCAGGAUGAGCUACUAAGCAACAUUCUACGAUUUCGCAAAUUCCCGAUCGCGCUUGUAGCGGACAUCGAAAAAAUGUACCGCCAAGUUUUGAUACACCCAGUAGACCGCCGGCUGCAGCGGAUCUUUUGGCGAUUCAACAGUACGCAACCCAUUGGCACAUAUGAACUUUCGACGGUAACCUAUGGUCUCGCCCCCUCCUCGUUCUUGGCAACCCGAACCCUGCACCAACUGGUGAAUGAUGAAGGUAACCUGUUCCCCAAGGCUGGCCCAUCAGUCAAGAAAUGUAUGUACGUCGAUGAUUUCAUUGGUGGGGAACAUUCAGUAGAGCAGGCGAUCCAGCUACGCAACGAACUCAACGAGCUAUUGCAGAAGGGUGGCUUCUGUCUUCGUAAAUGGAACUCGAAUGACCCUAAAGCACUAGCUGACCUCCCACAAGAAUUGCUGGGAACAAAAACAUCCCACAAAUUUGAUUCGGAGGAAACAAUCAAGACGCUGGGAAUCAGUUGGGAACCGGCAAGCGACUUGUUCAGCUUCGACGUUGCUGUAAAUCUGCAUAGUGGCCCAGCAACUAAGCGCAGCGUACUUUCAACUAUCGCCCAGCUUUUCGACCCGUUAGGCCUGAUCGCUCCCGUAAUCGUCCAGGCAAAAAUCCUAUUGCAACAUUUAUGGCUCUUAUCUUUGAAAUGGGACGAGGAAGUAACGCCGGAAUUCCAAACGAAGUGGUCGACGUUCUGCCAAAAUCUCCCGGAUCUUCGUAGUUUUCGGAUCGAUCGUUUUGCCUUCCUGCCCCAGUUUUCUUCCGUUGAGCUACAUUGUUUUGCAGAUGCGUCAGAAGCAGCUUAUGGCGCAUGCAUAUAUGCUCGCUCCGAAUCUAGCGACGGCGAAGUUAAAAUCAGUUUAUUGGCAUCGAAAUCAAAGGUAGCUCCCCUUAAGCGAAUUACAAUUCCCCGCCUGGAACUAUGCGCGGCGCUGCUUAGUUCCUGUUUAUAUGAAAAAAUUAUCGCUGCGCUGGAAGUGAAUUUUAGCGCAGUUUACUUCUGGACCGAUUCAACUGUAGUCCUGCAGUGGUUGAAAGCGCCUCCUCGAACUUGGAAAACUUUCAUCGCAAAUAGAGUUUCAACCAUCCAGUCAACAACCCACGGUUCAACCUGGGCGCACGUAGCUGGCGCCGACAACCCCGCGGACAUGGUUUCUCGCGGUUUUCCUGCUGACGAGUUAGUCCUUAGCAAUAAAUGGAAGCAUGGACCUAGCUGGUUAUCCUUACCCAAAUCGAAAUGGCCUGUGCAGCAACCUGUUUUGGACCCGAACCCAGUAGAAGAAAUGGAAAUAAGACCUGUAGCAGUGUCAAUUGCGCAAGAAAAUACUCCCAACCCGUUAUUUCUACGAUUCUCGUCGUACCAGCGCCUUCUCAAUGUCGUCGGUUUCUGUUUACGAUUUGCCCGAAAUGCACGUGAACAAAAUCAAACCUACCGAGUUCGCGAACCGGUUCUCACUGUGGAAGAGUUGGAAACUGCAAAAUUUGUUUUAGUAAAAUUGGUUCAGGCCGAAUCAUUUCCCGAAGAAAUCAAAAAUUUGCGCAGAGGUAGCAGAGUAGCAACACGAUCUCACAUUCGUCUUCUCAGCCCGUUUCUGGAUGCACAAGGUAUAAUUCGCGUCGGUGGUCGGUUGUGCCUGUCCGACGAACCAUAUAGUGUGAAACAUCAAAUAGUUAUUCCCGGAUUCCACCCGUUUGCAAAGCUGCUAAUCAACUUUCAUCAUCGCAAAGUGUUACACGGCGGCAACAGUAUGACUUUGGCUGUCGUUAGGGAUGAAUUUUGGCCUUUGAAUGGAAGGAGAGCAGUGCACAAUGUCAUACGAAAUUGUUUCAGAUGCAGCAGAGCAAAUCCCCGUCCCAUACAACAACCCAUCGGACAGCUACCAGUUGGCCGAGUUACCGCUAGUGAAGCAUUCUGUCACACUGGUGUAGAUUACUGCGGACCCCUGUAUUUGAAACCUACCCUUCGCAGAGCAGCAGCAAGGAAAUGCUACGUAGCAGUAUUCGUUUGUCUUGCAACAAAAGCCGUUCACCUUGAGUUGGUGGGCGAUCUAUCAACAAACACCUUUCUCAUGGCCCUCGACCGUUUCAUUUGGAGGAGAAAUAAACCGUCGCACAUAUAUUCCGAUAAUGGUACUAAUUUCAUCGGAGCAAAGAACACCCUGCAUCAACUGUACAUCAUGCUUCAACCAGGACCGGAGCAAGAACGCAUAUCGAAACAUCUAGCUGAAGAUCACAUCCAAUGGCAUCUCAUUCCCCCCCGCUCCCCGAAUUUCGGUGGCCUUUGGGAGGCCGCUGUGAAGGUAGCCAAAAAGCAACUUAUUCGCCAGCUCGGAACCGCAACUCUAUCCUACGAAGAACUUACUACUGUAUUAACUGCUGUUGAAGGUUGCAUGAAUUCCCGCCCGCUCACGCCACUUUCAGAAGACCCCAACGACUUGUCUGCGCUGACUCCAGCGCACUUUCUGGUCAAAAACAUGAUUCGUCCGCUUCCCGAACCAGAUAUUAGAAACGUGCCUAUGAACCGGCUUAGCCAGUAUCAACGAGUUCAAGCUUAUUCACAACGAUUCUGGUACAGAUGGAGGAAUGAGUAUCUCAAGCAGCUUCAAACCCAGUACAGCAUUAAUCCCGAUCGUUACACUCUCGACGUCGGCUCGGUGGUAAUUCUCAAAGACGACUCGUUUCCACCAGCACGAUGGCCAUUGGCCAGAGUUCUAGCAAUCCAUCCUGUUCCUGACAACAUCACCCGAGUUGCUACACUACGAACAUCAGCCGGAAUAUUGAAGCGAUCUGUAUCGCGAAUUUGCCCGCUUCCUUGUGUCACCGAACAUCCCGUAACGAGCAAUGAUCCAGAAUAA